AUGGCAACCUCAUCGUUCUCCCGCUCGUCCUUUGAUCUGCGAAGCGCGACCUAUUUCCCCUCAUAUCGCCAGCUACCUUUUGACAAUGACAUCAACGACCUCUUCUACAAGCCAAGCAAGGAUGGCAUCUAUCGUCCGUCUCACCACUGGGCCUUCCUCGCAGAGAUCGUCGAAGCCCGGAUAAUGCGCCUCCCACCUAGCAUGAAUGUUAUUACAAUCACGGGCGACCUCGGGUUUCAGCGCCCUUGCUAUCUCGUACGAGACCGGGAAGGCACCGAGAUCAAUGUCGCGUUUCAUACUGAACCCGUGGACAUGGCGAUCCACGGUUUCGACGAGAAGAACUACGCCGUUGGUAACACGAUGGCCGUUUUGUACGCCAAUAGACAUUGCUUUAUGGAUGGAACUGAAGGUUUGCGCAUUGAGGAGCUGCCUAUUAUGAAGGUCAUCCCGUGUGCACUGGAGACACUCCUGAACGUCGACCCUGAGGUCGCUACCACUGCUACUUUGUGCAAGAGAUGCGGCACGGACAACGGCAAACUGCUCGUAUGCGCAAACUGCAAAAUUAAGUACUGCUCUCAGUGGAAAUGUCGACAUGCCGAUUGGAAAGCACACAAGGCGGAGUGCGCGGCGAUAGGACUUGUUCGCGAGUGGCGCCAUCGAGAUUGGUCCCAGUUUGAUGGCUUUUGGGAGGAGACGACGAUGAUAGAUGGUCUGAAGCUGUCCGCCAAAGGGCGCGAGAAGACAUAG
Messenger RNA from Peniophora sp. CBMAI 1063, 747 nucleotides. The record is from the annotation of a GenBank genome assembly. Lineage: Eukaryota; Fungi; Basidiomycota; Agaricomycetes; Russulales; Peniophoraceae.